AUUUUUCAACCGUUGAAGUCAAGAAGCUGAGCGUCUUUCGAACUAGGACUCUGAGUGAGCCCGAAGUAUUCCUGCACAUAGCACGAUUUUGUUCAACUAUUCUAAAAAAUGAGGGAAAUUGUUCAUCUGCAGGCUGGCCAAUGUGGAAACCAAAUUGGAGCCAAGUUCUGGGAGGUGAUCAGCGACGAGCAUGGAAUCGAUCCCACCGGUACCUAUCACGGCGACAGUGACCUCCAGCUGGAGAGGAUUAAUGUCUACUAUAACGAAGCUACGGGUGGCAAAUAUGUCCCCCGUGCUGUCCUGGUGGAUCUGGAGCCUGGCACGAUGGACUCUGUGAGGUCCGGACCAUUUGGGCAGAUCUUCAGGCCAGACAACUUUGUCUUUGGCCAGAGUGGUGCUGGAAACAACUGGGCAAAGGGCCACUACACUGAGGGGGCAGAGCUAGUCGAUUCAGUCCUGGAUGUGGUGAGGAAGGAGGCUGAGAGCUGUGACUGCCUGCAGGGCUUCCAGCUCACCCACUCCCUGGGUGGGGGUACAGGUUCCGGCAUGGGCACCCUGCUGAUCAGCAAGAUCAGAGAAGAGUACCCCGACCGUAUCAUGAAUACGUUCAGCGUGGUGCCCUCUCCAAAAGUGUCAGACACUGUGGUUGAGCCCUACAAUGCUACCCUGUCUGUGCACCAGCUGGUAGAAAACACAGAUGAGACCUACUGUAUUGACAAUGAAGCUCUGUACGAUAUCUGCUUCCGUACACUCAAGCUCACUACGCCCACCUAUGGCGACCUCAACCACUUGGUCUCUGCCACAAUGAGCGGGGUCACCACCUGCCUGCGUUUCCCUGGCCAGCUCAAUGCAGAUCUGCGCAAGCUUGCCGUCAACAUGGUUCCAUUCCCUCGUCUCCAUUUCUUCAUGCCUGGGUUUGCACCCCUCACCAGCAGGGGGAGCCAACAGUACAGAGCCCUGACAGUUCCAGAGCUCACCCAGCAGAUGUUUGAUGCCAAAAACAUGAUGGCUGCCUGUGACCCGCGUCAUGGCCGCUAUCUCACAGUGGCUGCUGUUUUCCGUGGACGUAUGUCCAUGAAGGAAGUGGAUGAGCAGAUGCUGAAUGUGCAGAACAAAAACAGCAGCUACUUUGUGGAAUGGAUCCCCAACAACGUCAAGACCGCUGUGUGCGACAUCCCACCUCGUGGCCUCAAGAUGGCCGCCACCUUCAUUGGAAACAGCACUGCCAUCCAGGAGCUGUUCAAGCGCAUCUCUGAGCAAUUUACCGCCAUGUUCAGGCGCAAGGCCUUCCUUCACUGGUACACUGGAGAGGGCAUGGAUGAGAUGGAGUUCACAGAGGCAGAGAGCAACAUGAAUGACCUGGUGUCUGAGUACCAGCAGUACCAGGAUGCCACUGCAGAAGAGGAAGGAGAGUUUGAGGAGGAGGGAGAAGAGGAGCUGGCUUAAACUGCACUGCUUAAUGUCACAUGCAUUUUUAAAAGUUUUCUAGUUUGUCUCUGCCGUUUUGUUUCUUGGUGUUCCUCGAGUUUCCUUUUUCUGUCAGUGCUUGUUUCCCUGUUUUACUGGCAUAUAUAUGUUAUAAAAGUUCUCUCAACUUUUUAUUGAUGCAGACUUCAAAUAAAAAGUAGCUUUCAUGGUAA
This is a messenger RNA of Anguilla rostrata (American eel), 1640 nucleotides long. RefSeq names its product tubulin beta-4B chain. Gene Ontology annotation, cellular component: cytoplasm; microtubule. NCBI's taxonomy places the organism in Eukaryota, Metazoa, Chordata, Actinopteri, Anguilliformes, Anguillidae. Gene Ontology annotation, biological process: mitotic cell cycle; microtubule cytoskeleton organization. The record is from RefSeq and is a predicted model, not a curated record. The transcript is spliced from 4 exons. Gene Ontology annotation, molecular function: GTP binding; GTPase activity; structural constituent of cytoskeleton. Bases 109 to 1446 code for a protein of 445 amino acids.